Cajanus cajan (pigeon pea) is the source of this 888-nucleotide messenger RNA. RefSeq names its product large ribosomal subunit protein eL18. The record is from RefSeq and is a predicted model, not a curated record. Gene Ontology annotation, biological process: translation. Gene Ontology annotation, molecular function: structural constituent of ribosome; RNA binding. Gene Ontology annotation, cellular component: ribosome; cytosolic large ribosomal subunit. NCBI's taxonomy places the organism in Eukaryota, Viridiplantae, Streptophyta, Magnoliopsida, Fabales, Fabaceae.
CUCAAGAACCCUAGUUUGGUUGCUAAUAAAUAACAGGUGCAGAAGCAGAGAGUGUGGUAGGUUCGUCCGAGACCCGAAGCGGCAAUGGGUAUCGAUCUCAAGGCCGGAGGUAAGAGCAAGAAGACCAAAAGAACCGCACCAAAGUCCAAUGAUAUCUAUCUCAAGCUCUUGGUUAAGCUUUAUCGCUUCCUUGUUCGGAGAACUGGCAGCAAUUUCAAUGCUGUAGUACUCAAGCGUUUAUUCAUGAGCAAGGUUAAUAAGCCCCCAAUGUCUUUAUCAAGAUUGAUCAAGUAUACAAAGGGAAAGGAAGAUAAGAUUGCCGUGGUGGUGGGGGCUGUAACCGAUGAUAUUCGUGUUUAUGAAGUUCCAUCCUUGAAAGUUACAGCACUCAGGUUUACAGGGACUGCUCGUGCAAGAAUUGAGAAGGCCGGUGGUGAAUGCCUGACGUUUGAACAGUUGGCUCUAAGGGCACCUCUGGGACAGAACACGGUACUUCUUAGAGGCCCUAAGAAUGCUCGUGAAGCUGUGAAGCACUUUGGUCCUGCUCCCGGUGUGCCUCACAGCCACACCAAGCCUUAUGUUCGAGCAAAGGGAAGGAAGUUUGAGAGGGCUAGAGGAAGGAGGAACAGCCGAGGAUUUAGGGUUUGAUGUGAUAGUGUUGUAUUGUCUACUGGUUACCUGUGAAAUUCAAUUUUUCCUUAUAUCUUAGACGGUGGAGGCAGUUUACUUGUUAUUUGUGUUCUGAUAAUGAUUUUCACUAUGAAGUUUUCAUUCUUGUCUCCUUUAUUCUCCUCCAAUGAAUUGUUUUGUGAAAGUUUUAACUCAGUUUUGAUGCUUCAGAAUGGAUAUUCGCAAGUCAUGUGCAGCAUCAUGCUUGUGCUUUAUGAA